Calypte anna (Anna's hummingbird) is the source of this 5463-nucleotide messenger RNA. RefSeq names its product cilia and flagella associated protein 44 (gene CFAP44). Gene Ontology annotation, molecular function: protein binding. The record is from RefSeq and is a predicted model, not a curated record. The transcript has 34 exons. Bases 1 to 5463 code for a protein of 1820 amino acids. NCBI's taxonomy places the organism in Eukaryota, Metazoa, Chordata, Aves, Apodiformes, Trochilidae.
AUGGAGGCCGCCCCAGAAGAAAGCAAAACAGGCCUUCCAAAGGAAUCAGCAACUGCAGAAGAGCAGGAGGAAGAUGCGGAGCAAGUGGAAGCAGACACUGAAAGUGCUGAUGCAGAAGGUGAUUUGGAAGAACGUGAUGAUACUGAAGAACCCUUGGAGGAGGAAAAAAAGCCUGAGAAAGUAGAAAAGAAAAUCUCUGAAACAUUCUUCUAUAAUUAUGAAGAUCUAUAUUCACGGCCAUUUGUCACUGAAGACUCUGGGAUACCAAUUAACCUUCUUACUCUUCAAUAUUCUUUUGGAUAUGACUGCACCAGAACUGCAAACCUGCUUGUGAUGGAUAACGAAACACUGAUGUAUAUAGCAGGAAACCAAGUGGUGCUCCUGGACCUCAAAACAAAAUCACAAAGCUAUGUCCGGAGCAGCGGUGGUGGUGGAAUUGGUUUUAUCACAGCACACCCUACUAAGCAAUACUUUGCAGUAGGAGAAAAAGGAGAGAAGCCAAACCUCAUCGUCUACGAGUAUCCUUCACUGAGGCCCUACAGAAUACUGCGAGGUGGAACAGAGAAAGCAUAUGUUUUUGGUGAUUUCAACAAUGCUGGAACUUUGCUGGCAAGUGUUGGGAGCAGCCCUGACUACAUGCUGACUAUAUGGGACUGGAAACAAGAAAAAAUUAUGUUGAGAUCAAAAGCUUUUUCACAGGAUGUUUACAAGGUCACAUUUUCUGCUGACAAUGAAGAGCAACUAACUACAUGUGGAUCAGGACACAUCAGGUUCUGGAAGAUGGCUCUCACAUUCACUGGUCUCAAAUUACAAGGAGCUUUGGGCAGGUUUGGGAAAACAGCAGUGUCAGACAUUAUGGGUUAUGUGGAGCUGCCUGAUGGGAAGGUUGUCUCAGGGACUGAGUGGGGCAACUUGCUACUUUGGGAAGGAGGCCUCAUUAAGGUAGAGAUCUGUCGAGCUGGACACAAUCCCUGUCACAAUGGCCCUAUCAGCCAUUUAGUUCUGGAGGAAGGAGAACUUAUCACUGUUGGACAAGAUGGCUUCAUUCGGGUGUGGAACUCUGAUACAGUAGAUGCUGCUGAUUCUGUGGAUGACACAGGGUUACUGGAGCUGGAGCCUAUGAAUGAACUUCAAGUUGGCAAGAAUGUCAGUCUGAAUUACAUGUCAAAAGUUGAUGACUGUGAACAGCCAGUUUGGUAUGCUCAGGAUUCCAAUGGAGCAAUCUGGAAGCUGGAUUUGACUUUUUCAAAUAUGACUCAAGAUCCAGAGAAACUGUAUACUUUUCACUCUGGAAGAAUUGAAGCCAUGAGUGUCUCACCCACUACAUACCUACUGGCCACCACUGCUCUUGACCGGUCAGUGCAUAUCUAUGAUUUCAUCAGCAACAAUCAACUGAGUAAAAUUAAGUUUAAACAAGGAGGAACAGCACUUACAUGGGCACCUUCUGUUGUAAAUCCUAAAGGAGGUCUAAUUGCUGUGGGGUUUGAAGAUGGUGUUGUCCGCAUAAUUGAAGUUUAUGAUCCCAAAGGACUCCCAGUUCUUGCAGGACGAACUGAUGCAGAGAGCGCAAGGAUAAAUCUGAAACAAGCUUUCAAACCUCAUGCUACUGCAGUUACAGCCUUGGCAUAUGAACAGAAUGGAGAUGUGCUUGCCACAGGGAGUAAAGACAAAACUGUUUUCUUUUUUGCUGUUGGAGAUAAAUAUGAGCCAAUUGGAUUCAUCUGUGUCCCUGGGCCUGUGCAGGCAUUACAGUGGUCUCCACCUACUCAUGUGAAGAGCAUGCUGCUCAUCCUUUGUGAGAAUGGUUUUGUUCUCCAGGUUCCUGCCCCUGUCCCUGAGGAACAGGAUACAGCGUCCACCUACCAAAUAAAAAAUCUGCCAACACAGUACUUCCAUUUUUAUAGUAUUAAGUCCAGAAUCAAGCUGGAAGAGGAAAUUGCACGGAGAGAGAAAAUAAAGCAGGAGAAGGAGAAAGCCAAGCUUGAAUGGAUAAAGCAGCAAAAGGAGAUGGGAAAGGAGAUAGAAGAAGAACCUGAAGAGGAACCUGAAGAAGAGCCAUUACCACCUCUGUACAUACCAGAGGAACCCAGUCCCAUCCUCUGCGGGUUUUAUUCAGCACCAGGAAAGUUUUGGCUUUCCUUGGGUGGGUAUGACUCAGGGUUCCUCUAUCAUUGUGAAUUCUCCUCAAAUGAUCACCAAGAAGACCCUGAAAAGAGGCAAGAUGAACCCUUUGAAGUGAUUCCUAUUGAGGACACCGACAACAAUCCCAUCCACUGUAUCUCCUUCUGUACCAGCAGACAACUGAUGGUCUGUGGGAUGCAGAAUGGUGCCCUGCGUGUUUAUCCUCUCCAAGAUGAAGACCUCUCAGCGGAUACCCUGAAGGAAUACUGGUCCUUAAAUGUACAUGACAAUGACUGUGGCCAGAUCCAGGGGAUCUGUUCUAGUUAUGAUGACAGGUUUCUGAUUACCUGUGGUGGAGAUGGAAACAUUUUUAGUUUCAACAUCUUGUCUCCAGAGGACAUUCACAGAGAGCAAAAGGCCAAAAUUCCCUCUCCGAGGAGUGGUCUUGAGAAGGAGAAGGCUGCUGAAGACAUUGAGGAUCCUGAUGCCUUCAACAUUGAGGAAGUCAAGCAGAAAAAGGAAUAUGAGCGGAUAAUGAAGGAAGCUGAAGAAAAGAAAAGAAAGAAAAGAGAGGAGUUAAUUGCACUGAGACAGGAGUUCCUUGUUCUUCUUCAAAAGAAUCAGGAGUUGCCCAAGCACAUGCAGCUGGACAGAACGGAAUUCGAGAUGGACCAUAGGAUCUUUGAGGAGCUGAAUAGGCAGACAGCACAGAGAAUCCAGUUAGUGCAAAAGGAGCUGGCUUGGGAGGAAGAGAAACACUUGAUUGGACUGCAGAAACUAAAAAAUCAGUUUCGGGACUCACUGGAAUUUGACACUGUUGUUGUUCAUGCUAUUCAAAGCAACCACCAAAUUUCCACUUACAGACUUCUAGCAAUGUCUGAGAAAUUCUACCAGCAUAAGGAAUGUCCAUCAGGGAAGAAGUCAGUAUCUAAAGGGUCAUGCAAACAAGCAGCAAAACCAGAGACUGUCAGAGAGACAAAUGCUAGAAUUCUUGAGAGUGAGGCUGAAAAGCUGAAGACAUCAGAGGUCCAAAAGCCAACCGCACGCUAUAUAAGAAGCAAACAUGAGCAAAUCAGAAGAAUGGUUGAGAAAUCUGAUGAGAUGAAAGCAAAGAUCAUAAAGAGGAAGGCAGAGUGGGAUGAACUAUACAGGAGCAAACCUAGUGUUGACUAUGAGGAUCCCAAGGUUGUUGAGGACAUAAGAGAAGCACGGGAAAAUAUGGGAUGUUACAAGCUAAAGACUGCCACUAACUACAGAGUCUCUGAACAUGAGCAUCUGAACAUUGAGAAGAAGGUGAUGCAACUUACAUCCCUGGAGAUGCUGAUCCACAAGAGGAAAAUGAAUAUGAACAAAGAAAUCAUGUCUUUGCGGGAGCUCAAGAUUUCUAUUAUUGAUGAAAUCAAGUGUUUAGUGCAAGAAUUGAAAUCCAUACAGGAAGCCUUGGAUUUAUCAGAACGUCUCCCUCUUCCGCUGAUCCCUCAGUUACACCCAGAUGAGGUUCCUGAAAAAAAAUUUGAGUAUGACAGAGAUAUCCUCCUGAAUUUCAAAGAGGAGCAAGAGGCCAGGGCAAAGCUCAAGGAAGAACUGGAAGGGUCUCCCUCAUCUAGUGAACUUCUUCAAGCUCCUUCCAUUAAUGAGACAGAUCCCACAGCAGAGCCUGCAGAUGUGUGCCCAAUAGAAGUAGCAUCACCUGUCAUGAAGCAGCAAAAAGUUUUUGAGAUUGAGACGGCAGAGCCAACAGAAAUGGAACUUGAAAUAUUAAAGAAGGAAAAGAUUAAAAAUCUAUACUUGCAGGAGACCUUGAUUAAAAAGAUCAAUGCACUGGUGAUCAACUUUGAUGCUGAACUUCGCAUUCUGCGGCACAAGAAGCUGAAGCUGGAUAUGCAGAUGAAAAGUGCUGACCUGCACUACAUCACUUGCUAUGAAGAGCUGCUUAUCCUAAGGAAACUUGAGAAACCUGAGAACCUUCUCCAAGACCGUGUCAACACCCUCAUCAGUGAACAGGAAGCUGUGCAAGUAAAGUUGUACAGCUGCCUUGCACAGAUGGAGGAGAGAAAGUGUGAGAUUGUAAGGCUCCAGGAAUGUGAGAAAGCUCUUUAUGCCACCUUCCAAGCAUCCCUGGGAGAAAACAACGAGUUUGCCCAUUUUCUGACCAAAGUUCUGAAGAAGAAAAUCGAGUGCAUGGAAAACCAAGAAGAUGGAAGAGAAGCAGAUGAAAAAGAUGAGAAUGAAGAGGAGAAUGAUGAAGAGUCCAGCUCGGGGACUGAUGAAGAAAAUUCUGGAUCUGAAGAUGAAUUCUUUGAUGACUCUGUUUGCCCAAAGAACUGCAAUGAGGCACUCUACCAAAACACCAUCGAGCUCCGGCAUAAGAGGUUGGACAUUAAGAAAGCUUUAACAGAGGAGAAGAAAGAUGCUGCUAAGCUCAGAAAGAUAUACAAUGCCUUGGCUGAAAAGGCAAAAGCAGUGGAAACCAGUCUGGGCACUGCAGAAAGAGAACUGGAGACCUUUCAGUGGGAAAAGCAGCAGAGAAUGAAUGACCUAUAUGUAGUUGUGCCUUUGAAACUUCAUCAGGUGGAAUACUUGGUUAAUGGGGAGAUGCCCAGUGACUUCUCCCAGGCUUUGGUAUUUACCAACCACUCCUUGGAGUAUCUGCAGAAGAGAGUUGUGGACCUACGUAAUGAAAAGAAAAUGCAAAGAGAGAUAUAUAGGAAGGCCCAGGAGCAGCAUAAGCAGCUUAUCCAGGACAAAAAGGCGAUGGAGAUAGAGAUUCGACUGCUGCCACUUUGUGCCAUGCACCUUCUGUUAGGACUGGAAGAGAAAUGCAGUGAUCUGAUGAUGAAGAAGUUUGGCCGGCUGGUUGAUUUUGAAGCAGUUCAGGCACGCUCUGCUAACAUACGCGUGGCAGAGUUGGAAGUACAAAUGAUGGAGAAAGAAUACGUGCACUCCCAGGAACUGAAAGAGUGGAAGGGAAGAAUCUUAAGCUUGCAGCAGCAGCUAAUGAAGCUGACAAAGGAAAACACCAGUAAGCUGCAGCAGCUCAACCGCUUCUGCCUUGAAAAGCACCAACUUGAAACUAAACUGGAUUCACUGAAGAAUGAUCUGGGACUAGAAUUGCAGGGCAUCCAUUCUACUGACAUCAACGAGAAGGCCAGGCUGGCCUCACGGCUCAAGCACACAGCUCAUGGCGCAGCCCUCAUGAGAGAAGAAAUCAAUCUUCUAAGCAGGAAAGAUGGGUGCUUAAUAGAUAAACUCAUGCAUCUUAGCAGAAAAGGUGGUUUUGUUCUUAUACAGCCUCCAUCACCAGAGGAUUUGGACAACUGGUUCUUACCCAAGAAACAGUAA